AUGAAAUUAUCGACAUCUAGACCGGCUGGUAAGCUUGCAUCCAAUCGAACCGAUAUUACUUCUUUGGCUAUCGAAUUACUCGAAUUUAUUCCAUCCAGCUUGUUGACAUUUUUCGGCGAUCUGAAUGACACGGAUCGAAGUGCGCUUUUAGAACUAACUAAAAACAUUUCUCGAAGCCGGUUAACAGCUGAUACCGAAAAGGAGUUCCUGGAGGGCUUGAAAAAAAAAAGUGAGAAUGCUUAUCAGAAAGUAAUGGGUGUGCAGAACUAUUUGUCACACAAAAUUGAACAUUUAAAGCCAGAAAGCAAAGGUUUCACUAAAAAAGUUAGCGACAAGUAUAUUGCACUGUUCACAAAUCCACAAACAGCACCGAAAGGAACGUUCAUGAAAAUGAAAUCAUUCGUGAAUGAAACAUUUAAAAUAUAUGACCAACUGAGUGAGGCAGCAAAAAAUGACCUAAAAACAGCAUUUCCGGAAAUAGCACAACUAAUUAGAAAUCCACGAUUUCGGGAUUACGUGAGACGUGUAUUCGACAGUACCGACGUAAAAAGAGCAUUCAACCGGGCGGAUAGAAUGAUUAAUCCAAAGCAGUAA
Molecule: messenger RNA, 594 nt
Organism: Loa loa (African eye worm)
Lineage: Eukaryota; Metazoa; Nematoda; Chromadorea; Rhabditida; Onchocercidae
Product: fatty acid retinoid binding protein
Exons: 5
Coding region: 1-594 (197 amino acids)
Molecular function (GO): lipid binding
Source: RefSeq, a predicted model, not a curated record